UUUGCCUCAGACACCUUCCGCCCUGGGGCGCCAAGGGAGAGCGAGAUCACGUUAGCCUUAGGCUCCGCCUCCAGCUCGGGUACUAGGCGGUCUAGACCCGAGGCUACCCGGGCCGGAGGCAGGCUUGAGUCCGCAGACCAAACGUUGUUCCCUCCCGGACCUUGGGUGCCGGGCGGCGCGCUGACCGACAGCCCCCGCUAGGCCCAGCAGGUCCCCUAGUCCCCCGCAGUGUCCCGCAGUCCCCCGAGACUCGCCGAGCGCCGUUGCUGAGCCCUGCGAAUAGCAGUCUCAGAUGUAGACCUUAUCACCAGAGAUGAGCUGCCAUCUUCUCUGCAGCAAAGGAAGGAUGCAUCACUGCACAGAAAUUGAAAAGGCCUCCAUGCUACUCUUAGUGGGGGUGGCCACUGCAACGGGUGUGGAUGUGCCUGACAAGAUGAAGAGCCAAAUCCCUGUGGUUCUCCUGGCCUGUGGCUCCUUUAACCCCAUCACCAACAUGCACCUGCGCUUGUUUGAGGUGGCCAGAGAUCACCUACACCAAACAGGAAUGUACCAGGUCAUCCAGGGUAUCAUCUCUCCUGUCAACGACAACUAUGGGAAGAAAGACCUCGCAGCUUCUCAUCACCGAGUGGCUAUGGCCCGGCUGGCCCUGCAGACAUCCGACUGGAUCCGGGUGGACCCCUGGGAGAGUGAGCAGGCACAGUGGAUGGAGACAGUGAAGGUGCUGAGGCAUCAUCACAGCGAACUGCUCAGAUCUCCACCCCAGAUGGAAGGCCCAGACCAUGGCAAAGCACUCUCCCCAACCCCUGCAGCUGUGCCUGAGCUGAAGCUUCUCUGCGGGGCAGACGUCUUGAAGACCUUCCAGACCCCCAACCUCUGGAAGGAUGCGCACAUCCAGGAAAUAGUGGAGAAGUUUGGCUUGGUGUGCGUGGGCCGGGCAGGUCACGACCCAAAAGGGUACAUCUCAGAAUCUCCCAUCCUACGGAUGCACCAGCACAACAUUCACCUGGCCAAGGAGCCCGUGCAGAAUGAGAUCAGUGCCACAUACAUCAGGCAAGCUUUGGGCCAAGGGCAAAGCAUAAAGUACCUGAUUCCCGAUGCUGUCAUCACCUACAUCAAGGACCAUGGCCUCUACACCAAGGACAGUGCCUGGAAAGGCAAAAGCACCCAGAGCGCUGAGGCCAAGACAAGCUAGGGAGGGGGGACUCAUGACCCACACCUCCUCCAGCAAGGUCCUGCUGAGGAUAGGGCUGUUAAGGUUUCUGUUUUACUUUGGUUUUUGCUUCUCCAUUUUUCAUUUGCUUUAUUUCUACAAUGUUUCUACUUCUGAGGAGUCUUCUGUCCCAGGAAGAGAUACCUUCUUUGCAGGAGAGGAAAGGUCUAAAUCACAAGGAUAGACAUUUAUCAAAGAAGUUAAAAUGGUGUGGCAGGUCAUUAGGAUUAGGCAGAAUCUCUCAGAGCUGCUGGACAAGGAGGCCUACUUAUUUUGUGUGGAUGGUAAUUAUGGCGUGCACACUGAAUGCAGUUCUGAGCAUGGCAGGGGCCCCUGAGGGUCAGAUCAGAAUUGCCCACAAUGCGUUUUUUUAACUAGGACCAGGUGCAGCAUGCUAGUCUUGAUUGGAAAGAUUUGACAGGAUGCUAAUUACUGAACAGUGGGUUUUUGUCAACGCCCUGGUUUCAGAAUAUGAACUGAGGAGUCAAACAGUUGGAAACAACACAUUGCUGAUUUACAUUGGAUCUUGCCUUACAAACCAUUGUCUGCCUGCCUCACCAACCUUUCAUAAAAUUUAAACAAAACUCUUUCUAUGUAGUGAUCCUCAAGCAGUAUUUUUGAUAUAGCAAGUGUCAAACUUGCUAUAGUAUAAAAGCCGGGGCUCCUGGUUUCCAGGUUUCUAAAAAGGAACUGAGGUAAAACAGAUGCCUGACUGUUUUAAAGGAUCUUUUUUAAUGUUUUAUGACUGCCUGUCUGUUUGAAUACUGGCAAGGGGAUAAAUAAUAAAUUGACAUCAAAAAGUACUAAUGAAAAGUUUCUCUUUUUUUUCCCUUUGUUAUAUUAUUAAUGCCUGAUGUACCAGCUGUUGCUCUUCUUUUUAGCUGCUCCAUGAAAUUUGCUACUGUUCCAAUCGAACUGGCAUGAAUUUAAAAGUUUGUGUUUCCAGGUAGUAGGAAUGGAGGAAGCAAUUGCUUUUUGGUGCCACACAAAUGACCUUCUAAAAGAAAGCACUGGGCCGAUAGCUCUUUUCAGGAGUUUGGAAUUUCAGUAAUCACCCUUGGUUGUGUGGCAGAAGAGUGCCUACAUCACUAGCCCACAAAAAACUCUGGAUGUCGAGUCUCAAGCAAGGCCCCCAGGCAGAAACAACAUGCACCGUUGCUGCAUUUCGCCGCUGGGGAGAGAAGCAUGUUCAGUGCAAACCCCACCCCAGAAGAGAGAACUUUAAAAGCCUGCACCUGGACACCUCCAGACUCUACCUUAUGUGCCUUUCCUCCUGUUGCGUGGUGUUUCACUAUGAUAACCGUUGUGUGGAUGCAACUGCCUCUGAGGUCUGUGAGUCCUUCAAGCAAGUCCCCAAACAAGAUGUUUCACCAAAGAAGAUACAUAGAUGAAUAUAAUAAGCACAUGAAAAGGUGCUCAACACCAUUAGUCAUUAGAGAAAUACAAACCAGAACCACCAUGAGAUACCAUUUUAUGCCCACUAAAAUAGUUCAAAUCCAUCUAGCAAUCCAUUCUUAGAUGUCUAUUGAAAGGAGAUAAAAACAUAUGUCCACUCAGACUUGUAGGCAAACAUCUGCAGCAGCAUAAUUCACUAUAGUAAACACAGGAAGCAAUUCAGGUGUCCCUCAACUGACAAAUGUAUAAACAAAUGUGUUAUAUCCAUGCAAUAGGACACUGUUCAGCAAUUUUACAAAGGACUAGUGAUGCCUGCAACAACGUGGAUGAACCUCAAAAUGAGCUAAGCGAAAGAAACCAGACACAGAAGAUACAUAUUAAAUGAUUCCAUUCACAUGAAAUUUCUAGAAAAGGCAAAACUAAAGAAGCAAAAGCAGGUCAGAGCCUGGAAAUGGGAUUGACAGCAAGUGGGCACAAGGAAAUUUUGGGAGUGAUAAAAGUGUUCUAAAACUAGAUUGUGAUGAUAGUUGCACAACUGUGUACAUUUACUAAGGCUCAUCAAACUGUGCACGUAAAAUGGGUAGAUAUUGUGUUAUUUAAAUGACACCUUAAUUAAGGUGUUUAAAAGAAAAAUCCCCCUGAGUUUCUCCUGCUUGCCUUUGAGGUGAAAGCCCAGCUCCUCAUGGGGUGGCCGCCUUCCCCCUGCAGCUCUUUCUCUGCUUCAUCCAUGGGGCUUUCUCCAGUUUCUCAUCCACCCUCUUUCCCGUGAGUGCUCCAGCAGGUGCUGUUCCCUCUGCCUGGCACGCCUUCUCACUUCUCCACUUCCUUGGGGUAACUCAGAGUCUUCUUCAACUCUCUACCUCAAGUCACGUUGCGCAGGAAGCCUCUCUGGCUCUGCCCACUGCACUGCUAGCUCCCUGCCCUUCUCCUUGGGGACACUCAUCACUCCUGAAACUAUUGACUCUUCUCCUAAGUACAGCUUCUGGCUCAAAGUGGGUGCUCAAUAAAUAUUUCAUAAAAUAA
Molecule: messenger RNA, 3628 nt
Organism: Piliocolobus tephrosceles (Ugandan red Colobus)
Lineage: Eukaryota; Metazoa; Chordata; Mammalia; Primates; Cercopithecidae
Gene: NMNAT3
Product: nicotinamide nucleotide adenylyltransferase 3
Exons: 7
Coding region: 314-1192 (292 amino acids)
Biological process (GO): NAD+ biosynthetic process
Cellular component (GO): mitochondrion
Molecular function (GO): nicotinamide-nucleotide adenylyltransferase activity; nicotinate-nucleotide adenylyltransferase activity
Source: RefSeq, a predicted model, not a curated record